GAAAGAAAUUUUGAUAAUGACAGAUCACCAUUGAUAAUGAUGGAAAAAAUUUGUUUACGCCGACAUGCUAUGUCACAUGCUCUCUUCUUCAUCGACCCGUAAACAAGGUAAAGAAAGCUGGUAGAAUAAGUCUUCACGGCCACCUAACAGAUAUUAUUUGAGACAGAUACCACCAUGGCGUCUAAUAAAGUGUCACGAAGCAAGAAUGAAAGGUUUCGAGAAAUCCUUAUUGACAAUCUGCUGAUUGUUUUUAUGAUAAUAGCUGUAAUAGUUGGUAUUGGUAUGGGUUUCGGGUUAAGGAACCAUUGGUCUCCUGACGAUAAAGUUAAGAUUUUCUACUUAAAUUUCCCAGGAGAUCUUUUGCUCAAUAUGCUUAAGCUGCUCAUUCUACCUCUAGUAGUAUCCAGCAUCAUCACUGCAUUAGCUUCUCUGGAUAAACGAGCAUCUGGUAAACUUGGAUUAGCAGCGGUGUUGUAUUAUAUGACCACAACAUUGAUAGCUGUUAUUUUGGGUAUUAUCCUAGUGGUAUCCAUACAGCCUGGUUUCAGAGACAGUGAUAUUGAACCAACCGGAAGCGCAAAGAGAAGCAACCCAUUGGCAUCACUGUUGGAUUUGAUCAGAAACUGUUUUCCACCAAAUAUUAUCGAAGCAUGUUUUGCAAAGAAAGAGACAGAAAUUACCUAUAAAACGAUAAACAUGGUAAAAUUUAAUGGUACACACAAUCUAACUGAAUCCUAUGAAAAGGAGAUCAGUGCAAAAAUACAAACCGAACCUGGAAUGAAUGUGCUUGGUUUAGUCGUGUUUUCUAUCUUCUUUGGUUGUACGAUCAACCAUCUCGGAGAAAGGGCAAAAAUCUUACUACAGAUGUUUGAAGCCUUGAAUGACGUGGUUAUGGUUUUGGUUCGUCUUGUUAUAUGGUACUCACCUAUUGGUAUAAUGUUCCUUAUUGCUGCUAAAUUCGUUGGAAUGAGUGAUCCAGUGAAAAUAUUUACACAACUUGGUUUGUAUUUUGCUACAGUAAUAACUGGACUAGUUAUACAUGGUGCCAUUAUUCUUCCCUUGAUUUACUUCGCUGCCACCAGAAAAAAUCCAUUUAUUUUCAUGUACAAUAUGUUGAAAGCCAUUAUUACAGCAUGGGGUACUGCAUCAAGUUCCGCCACAUUACCUAUAACUAUGGAUUGUUUGAUUGAUAAUAAUGGAGUUAGUCCCGUGGUUGCUAAAUUUGUGGCACCAGUUGGUGCUACCAUCAAUAUGGAUGGAACAGCUCUAUAUGAAGCAGUGGCGGCUAUUUUUAUAGCACAAGUUAAUGGUAUAACACUGGAUAUAUCUGAAAUAAUAAUAGUUAGUUUGACAGCAACAGCUGCAGCUAUUGGCGCUGCUGGUGUACCACAGGCUGGCUUAGUGACCAUGUUGAUUGUUUUAACUGCUGUCGGAUUACCAACAGAAGACGUCACACUUAUUCUGGCUAUUGAUUGGUUAUUGGAUCGUUUCCGAACAGCUAUAAAUGUAGUUGGAGAUUCUAUUGGUGCUGGAAUAUUAAACCACAUCUUCAGGAAUACCCUAAGUAGCCUAAGUGAAGGUCAGAUAGAUGACGCUAUAGCAUUAGAGGGAGAUUUUGAUAUUAAGACAGAAAACCGCAAUGGUUUAAAGGAAGUCGACAAUAUGGCUUAUACACAUACAAACGAUCGCGCAAUCACUAAACUGUAAAUGUUAUGCUUGAAAGGUUCUUUAUUGUCGUAGUAAAAUAUAAUUGAUUCAGUUUUUGACUGUUUCCAGAGGUCUUUUCAAAUAUCGAUAUAAAUUUAACGGGCUUAUUUUGAACGAUUGUUAGAACGUUCAUCGGUCAUUUAAGAUUACAGGUCGCCAGUCAUUCCCGACAUCCCCAUCAUCGCAAUUGUUGUUUUUCAUGGUUCAAUAUGUCAUUCGGACUAAUCUCAUAUUUGGUUAGAUAUUGGUAUUUGUUGGAAAUGUCUUGUUUUAUGACGUAAAGUAGUUAGCGCAUGAUUUCUCUGUCUUGAAUUCAAAGCCUCAGUUAUUUCCCUGUAUGUAAAUAGAUCUAUAAAGUAAUAUCAUUAUAUAUUUUUAUGUAAUAUUUUACCCUGUAUAUGUACUCUGUUAUUUUACUGUGUAUUGCGUAGAUAACAUAAUGUAGCUAUUCUAAUUUCCUCCUGCGCUAUCUGCGAACUUCCAUUACAUAGUUUAUAUUAUCUAUUCAUCACGGGUCGCUGUCCAGCCUCGUGGGUUUUCUCAUGGUCCUCCGGUUUCCUCCCACUGCUAAAGAUCCCUACGCGCAAGCGAAUUAUUGAAAUAAAAUUAAACCGUGUGUUGGUCCCGAAAUGACCUAGUUUGUGUCGAGUGGACGGGUCUAAACUCUCUCUCUCUCUCUCUCUCUCUCUCUCUCUCUCUCUCUCUCUUCAUCAAGUAAUUCUUGUACGUUAGAAGAUUGGAAAAUUAUUUUUAUAGUUUUAUAUUAUUUUUCUACGGAAGAGCAUUUUAACAUUAGUUUUAUAGCUUUAUUUUACUCUUUAGGGCAGAGCAUUGUAACAUUGUUUUUAUAUUAUUUUCCUACGAAGAAUAUUUACAUUGUCUUUAUAAUAUUUUUUUUUAAUUUUAAAAGUAGAUUGUUAAAUAUAAAUAGAUAAAAUAAAUAUUUUCAACACGUUGAAUAUGGAAGAAUAUUACCUGUAUAUUAUAUUUUUUACGGAAGAAUAUUGUUUUUAUAUUAAUUUUGUUACAGCAUAAUAUUGUGUUUAUAUUAUUUUUUUAAAUUCUAAACAAAAAUAUUAUAAAUAAACAAAUAACAUUUUGAAACACGUUU
Messenger RNA from Patella vulgata (common limpet), 2818 nucleotides. RefSeq names its product excitatory amino acid transporter 1. Gene Ontology annotation, molecular function: neutral L-amino acid transmembrane transporter activity; L-glutamate transmembrane transporter activity; glutamate:sodium symporter activity. The transcript has 9 exons. The record is from RefSeq and is a predicted model, not a curated record. Bases 175 to 1707 code for a protein of 510 amino acids. Lineage: Eukaryota; Metazoa; Mollusca; Gastropoda; Patellidae. Gene Ontology annotation, biological process: L-glutamate transmembrane transport. Gene Ontology annotation, cellular component: plasma membrane.